Molecule: messenger RNA, 2847 nt
Organism: Paralichthys olivaceus (Japanese flounder)
Lineage: Eukaryota; Metazoa; Chordata; Actinopteri; Pleuronectiformes; Paralichthyidae
Product: tetratricopeptide repeat protein 39B
Molecular function (GO): protein binding
Source: RefSeq, a predicted model, not a curated record
UCCCGUUUUUUGAGCAGAUAAAUACUGCGGCAGGUCACAUUAUCAGUUUGUCCGGGUGGAGGCACAUGUACUGUAUUUAAGUGGCACUUUCACCUCGGCGCAAAAAACCCUCAGCAUCCAAUGGAGACGAAGGAUAAUUCAAUGCAGCAGGUGGAGCUAAACCUUCCCAGUGAGGAAACGAUAUCACCUCAAAUGGAUCUGGAGACCGCUCUGACUGAAUGUGCCGCCGCCCUCGACCUCUUUCUGAAUAACAGGUUUGCUGAUGCACUGGCUGUUUUAAAACCCUGGAAGAAUCAGAGCAUGUACCAUGCCAUGGGCUACAGCAGCAUCUUGGUGAUGCAGGCAGGCAUGACCUUUGACCCAAGCGACAUGGAUGCCGCCAUGACGUCACUGAGAGAAUCCCUGCAGACGUGUCAGGGAUUUCGGAAAAAAACUGGGAUCAUGGAGACUCUGACCAGCAUGUGGUACAGACAACCAGCUGACAGUAUGACGGAGGAGGAGGUGCAUGCAGAGCUGUGCUAUGCUGAGGUUCUGCUCCAGAAGGCAGCGCUCACGUUCCUAGAUGAGAGUAUCAUCGGCUUCAUCAAGGGCGGAAUGAGAAUACGAAACAGUUAUCAGAUUUACAAGGAUUGCCAGGCCAUGGUGACUGUCACAAAAGAAGUGGAAAAACAGAAGAGUACACACGUUCAUUUUCGAGGAGGCGUCAACAUGGGCAUUGGAUCCUUUAACCUGAUGCUGUCUCUGCUUCCAUCCAGAGUCCUCAGGCUGAUGGAGUUUUUGGGCUUCUCAGGAGACAGGGAGUUGGGGUUGUCAGAGCUGAGAGAGGGAGCAGCCAGUAAUGGCCUGCGCUCGAUCCUCAGCACCCUGACCCUGCUGAUGUUUCAUCUCUACAUCACAGUUAUACUCGGUACUGGUGAAGGAGACCUGGCUGAGUCUGAAGCUUUGCUUGAACCCUACAUUAAAAAGUUCCCUAAUGGGGCGCUCAUUCUUUUCUACACGGCAAGAAUUGCAUUGCUCAAAGGCAACUUCACCUUUGCCCAGGAGAAGUUCCUGGCGUGUAUCGCAGCACAGCAGGAGUGGCAUCAGAUUCACCACCUCUGCUACUGGGAGCUGAUGUGGGCCUACUCCUUUGAACAGAACUGGAAGGAGGCUUAUCGAUACGCUGACCUCCUCUGCAAGGAGAGCAAGUGGUCCCAGGCUACAUAUGUGUUCCAGAAGGCUGCCAUCUUGACCAUGCUUCCAGAGGAGGAAGUGGCCCAACUGGGAGAAAACGUGGUGGACUUAUUCAGGCAGGUUGAGGGUCUCAGACUGAGGAUCGCUGGGAAAUCGAUUCCAACAGAGAAGUUUGCAGCAAAGAAGGCCCAGCGGUACAUUUCCUCCAACCCUGUGAAACUGGUUGUCCCUGCGUUGGAAAUGAUGUAUGUGUGGAACGGCUUCACAAUAGUUGGAAAAAGGCCUGAGCUGACUGAAGGCAUUUUGAACACCUUGGAAAAAGCAGAGAAGCAGCUCAGAGAUGACCCAAACCCAUCAGAGUAUCACGUAGAUGACCAGUGUGUCGUCCAGCUGAUGAAGGGCUUGUGUCUGAGACAGUUGGGUCUUCUGGCCCAGGCUGAGAAGUGCUUCAACCACGUCAUCUCCAGUGAAAAUGAGAUCAAGCAUGAGAACUAUCUGGUGCCGUUUACCAUGUUUGAGCUGGGCCUGCUGCACAAGCAAAAAGGCGACAUCCAGACGGCCAUCACAGUGAUUGAAAAUGUCAAGCUGAACUACAAAGACUACAACAUGGAGUCCAGGCUUCAUUUCCGCAUCCAUGCGGUGCUCAACACUAUGGGCUCCUUUGCGGCCAAACUCCACCCUUCACGUACUCCCGCUUAAAGACCCCAGGAAAGUCAUCAAAAAAAAGCCUGAGACUCUUGCUCUCGACUCUGUGCUGCCCUCAGCUGUGUUGUGACUGAACUUGACCUUCUCUACAUGGGGUCUCACCACAGCCCUCACAGAGUGUUGUUUAAAAAGUACAAACCUGACUGAAAUUCAAUGUAGAGCAACAAGUAGAAGCGGCCUCAGAUGUUGAGCUACUGAACUGCCCUAAAAUGUUUUUGUUGUUUUAAUUCAAUCACGCUACAGCCUGUGAGCACUUCAAUAAUUGGAUAUUUAGUUUGAGGCUAUUUCACUUGUGUCUCUAUCAUCUUGUCUGCACAUUGGAAUUUUGAUUCUCUUCAGAAGAGGCCUCCAUAUAUAUAUGCUAAUGUGGCAACAAACUUCAUACAGAACAAUAUUUGCCAUUUUGUCAAUACAGGGCAAGAAGACGAUUGUGUUUCUUUCUUUGUUCACAAAACAACCACGAUAGGCCUCUUGGACAAAUCUCAAUUCUGUGAAUCUGAAAGACAGUGUCUUUCAAGAGGCCUAUCGUGGUUGUUAAUCUCUGGGUUCAAUCAUCUCACAGCCCUCUGGCUGUCUAUGAAGGGGCAAUAUCCCCCUGAAGUUUAGAUCAGAGGUACUGGCCCUAAGCCAUUAGGUCACAUUUGAGGUCAGGGCCUCGUGGGUUGCAGAACACCUAGGGGGGUGGGGUUGAACAAUGUUUUAGAGAUGAGCAGAAAGUGUGUAUUAGCCAAAACUGUCUCAAAAGACAAAAUAGUUUAAAAUCAAAACAUGAAAAUAUUUUUUUAAAGUCAUCAGGCCUCUGAUUUUAUUUGUACCCACAUGACCCCUGAGGCGAUGAUGGUGAUUAGUGAUGGCAUCAGUCGCAGCAAGUCGAAUUACAGCACCACAGGAAACAUAACCAUGUUGGUGAUUUAUUUUCUUUUUCUGACCAGUUCAAAUCAAUAUCUUCUGCCUGAUUCAGCCAUAGAA